This is a messenger RNA of Cygnus atratus (black swan), 10005 nucleotides long. RefSeq names its product basonuclin 2 (gene BNC2). The transcript has 6 exons. The coding region runs from base 516 to 3707 and encodes 1063 amino acids. The record is from RefSeq and is a predicted model, not a curated record. Gene Ontology annotation, cellular component: nucleus. Lineage: Eukaryota; Metazoa; Chordata; Aves; Anseriformes; Anatidae. Gene Ontology annotation, biological process: regulation of DNA-templated transcription.
UGACUAAUAUUUAGAAAAUAACCAGGCCAACUUUUAUGCUUUACUUCUAAGUGAAUAUUGACUGUAUUUAAGAGUAAUUGCUUGCUUGCUUUUUCCUUAUUCUUUUUUUUUCUUUCUUUCUUUUUUUUUUAAAAAAGGUUUGCUAAUCCUGUGUGGUAGGCAAGUGUCAGAUAUUACAUGCUGUACUUGACAGCAUUGUUGAGGAAAAACAGAAAAAGACAGGGAAAGGGCCACAGCCUUUUCUUUCUCCCAAUUCACUCUGAUCAUUCUGCUACUUAGAGAGAAUGUGCGUGUGUGUGUAUCUGUGUAUCUGUAGACUGAAGGGUUAGUGCAGGAUGUCAUUUGGUGCCUGACAGUGGAGCAGUGCAGUUGACUCUUUGCUCUGCUAUCCAAUGACAUCCAGUGGCUGAGAGUUUGAAGCUGAUGGUUGGGUCUCCUUAGUGCUGCAUGCACACCUGACAGGCAGCUGUUAAACUGAGCAAAGGCGAGCUUGGGGAGUCACAAUCUAUGCAUAAAUGAUAGGGGUAUCUGUGCUGAAGUCAGAAGAGGCAGAAGUGGAUGUGAGAGACAGACACACACAGAGACACAGAGAGCGAAAGAGGGCAAGAGACUUGACUUUAAGAGACUCCUGCACUGACAACUCCAUGCAGUUCGGAACAAGAACGGCAGCGACCGACUCUGGUUUCAUGGGGACAUGGCAGAACACUGACACUAACCUCCUGUUCAGAAUGUCCCAACAGGCCAUCCGCUGUACACUGGUAAAUUGCACAUGUGAAUGUUUUCAGCCAGGAAAGAUUAACCUGAGAACCUGUGAUCAGUGUAAACAUGGCUGGGUGGCACAUGCUUUGGACAAGCUUAGUACUCAGCACCUCUACCACCCAACCCAAGUGGAGAUUGUGCAGUCCAACGUUGUGUUCGACAUCAGCAGCUUGAUGCUCUACGGUACCCAGGCUGUGCCUGUGAGACUGAAGAUACUACUUGAUCGACUCUUCAGUGUACUGAAGCAAGAGGAGGUGUUGCAUAUUCUACAUGGCUUAGGCUGGACACUUCGAGACUAUGUUCGAGGCUACAUCCUUCAGGAUGCUGCAGGCAAGGUGCUGGACCGCUGGGCAAUCAUGUCCAGGGAAGAAGAGAUCAUUACCCUUCAGCAGUUCCUGAGAUUUGGAGAAACCAAAUCCAUUGUGGAGCUGAUGGCAAUUCAAGAAAAAGAAGGGCAGGCUGUGGCUGUGCCAUCUUCAAAGACAGAUUCAGAUAUAAGAACUUUUAUUGAAAGCAAUAAUCGCACCAGGAGCCCAAGUCUCCUUGCUCACCUGGAGAAUAGCAACCCUUCCAGCAUUCAUCAUUUUGAAAACAUCCCGAAUAGCCUUGCAUUCCUGCUUCCAUUCCAGUACAUAAAUCCAGUCUCUGCUCCGCUGCUGGGGCUGCCUCCAAAUGGCCUCCUGCUGGAACAGCCAGCAAUGAGGCUCCGUGAACCAAGCCUUACAACCCAAAAUGAAUAUAAUGAGAGCAGUGAAUCUGAAGUUUCCCCUACACCUUUCAAGAAUGAGCAAACAUCCAGCAGGAAUGCUUUGACCAGCAUCACAAAUGUUGAACCCAAAACUGAGCCAGCCUGUGUCUCUCCUGUUCAGACACCUACGCCUGUCAAUGAUUUAUCGAAACCAGAACAUACUAAAAGCUCGUUCCGCAUUCACAGAAUGAGGAGAAUGGGGUCUGCCUCCAGAAAAGGAAGAGUGUUUUGUAAUGCAUGUGGCAAAACUUUCUAUGACAAAGGUACUCUUAAAAUCCACUACAAUGCCGUUCACCUCAAAAUCAAGCACCGGUGCACUAUUGAGGGCUGCAACAUGGUCUUCAGCUCUCUCAGAAGCCGCAAUCGUCACAGUGCUAACCCCAACCCCCGCCUCCACAUGCCUAUGCUAAGGAAUAAUCGAGACAAAGAUCUAAUUCGUGCUACAUCAGGUGCUGCCACUCCAGUCAUAGCAAGUACAAAAUCCAACCUAACUUUAACAAGCCCUGGGCGUCCACCGAUGGGAUUUACCACUCCCCCUCUAGACCCUGUGCUACAGAAUCCUCUUCCCAGCCAGCUGGUGUUUCCAGCUUUAAAGACUGUCCAACCUGUUCCUCCUUUUUACAGAAAUUUACUUACUUCUGGAGAGAUGGUGAGUCCUCCAACCUCCCUCCCUACCAGUCCAAUAAUACCAGCAUCAAGUGGCAUGGAGCAGCAUGCCCCUCCUCCUUCAGAGUCAUCGAUUCCAUCAGUGCUGAUGCCCACUCCAGAGCCUAAUACUGAUCUUGCCCCGAAGAAGAAGCCAAGGAAGUCAAGCAUGCCAGUUAAAAUAGAAAAGGAAGUUAUUGAUACUGCCGAUGAGUUUGAUGAUGAAGAUGAAGAGGUGAAUGACAGCAGUACAAUGGUGAAUGACAUUGGUCAUGACAAUCACUGCCAUUCUCAGGAAGAAAUGAGCCCAGGCCUGUCAGUGAAAGACUUUUCUAAAACUGACAGAAGCAGAUGUAUUACCCGACCAGAUAUAAGAAGGGCAGACAGCAUGACGUCAGAAGACCAAGAGCAUGACAGAGACUAUGAAAAUGAGUCGGAGUCAUCAGAGCCCAAAUUGUGUGAGGAAUCCAUGGAAGGUGAUGAUCGCCUCCAUGAACCUGGUGAAAAAUCUAUGAUGCAUAGUGACAGACCAGAUGAAAACCACAAUGACUCUUCUAACCAGGAUGUCAUUAAGGUGAAGGAAGAGUAUACAGACCCUACAUAUGAUAUGUUCUACAUGAGCCAAUAUGGACUGUACAAUGGAGGCAGUGCCAGUAUGGCUGCCCUUCAUGAAAGUUUUGCAUCCACAUUCAACUAUAGCAGCCCUCAGAAGUUCUCCCCAGAAGGUGAAAUGUGCUCAAGCCCAGACCCCAAGAUCUGCUACGUGUGCAAGAAGAGUUUCAAGAGUUCCUACAGUGUGAAACUUCACUACAGGAACGUUCAUUUAAAAGAAAUGCAUGUCUGCACGGUGGCUGGCUGUAACGCUGCGUUCCCAUCACGGAGAAGCAGAGACAGACACAGUGCUAAUAUAAACCUGCACCGUAAACUGUUGACCAAAGAACUGGAUGACAUGGGCCUGGACUCCUCACAGCCUUCUCUUAGUAAGGACCUCCGCGAUGAAUUUUUGGUGAAGAUAUAUGGCGCUCAGCAUCAGAUGGGGCUUGACAUAAGGGAAGACACCUCCUCACCUGCUGGUACUGAGGAUUCCCAUAUGAAUGGGUACGGCAGGGUCAUGUCAGAAGACUAUAUGGUCCUAGACCUGAGCACCACCUCCAGCAUCCAGUCCAGCAGCAGUAUCCAUUCCUCAAGAGAAUCUGAUGCAGGAAGUGAUGAGGGCAUUCUCCUGGAUGACGUCGAUGGGGCAAGUGACAGCGGGGAGUCUGCCCACAAAGCAGAUGCCCCUGCCUUAGCUGUAGGUAUGGGCACCGAUGUCCCAGGAUCCCUCAUGUUCAACAGUGUUUCGGUGAGCAACGGUGGGAUAAUGUGUAACAUUUGCCACAAAAUGUACAGCAACAAGGGAACCCUCAGAGUGCACUAUAAAACAGUGCACUUGCGAGAGAUGCACAAAUGCAAAGUCCCUGGGUGCAACAUGAUGUUCUCCUCUGUCCGUAGCCGAAACCGGCACAGUCAGAAUCCCAACCUGCAUAAAAACAUUCCCUUCACUUCAGUAGAUUAGUUCAAGGAUGGACACGGCAUAAUGCCAGCUCUCAGAGAAGGCCCACCGCAUUUGAACUGCCACAUACAGCCUCCCUUGAUAUAUAUAUAUAUAUAUAUAUAUAAAUAUACAUAUAUAUAUAAUCUUUUUCUUUUCUUUUCUAACAAAAGAAAGAAACACCAGGUGCUUUUUUUCCCUUUAUUGGUUGUUGGUUUAUUUUUUUUUCCUUUUGGGGGGGGGGGAUAGAAAUAUAAAAGGGGGAUCUUUAAACUGGGGUGAAAUAUCCUUCAAGAAAAAAAGCAAACAAAAGCAAAAAAAUUAACACAGAGAAAACCUGCAAUUGUCCCUAGUUCUGUUAGAAUGUUCUUGGUCAUCUCCAAAGAGACAAUUUGUUCUACCCAUGACUUUCACCUGAAAAAAAAAAAAGCAAAGGAAAAAAAAGAAAAAAAAAUCUACUUAGUUGUCUUUGUGUCUUCUAAGCAUUGGGGAUAACGUUCUACUAAGCAUGGCUGUUACACUUGUAUAUAUAUAUUGAGCCUUGACAGGCCUAUGAUGUAAAACAAUUGUAUUGAUGGUGGUUUAACUCUUAUUUUUUUGCUUAAUUUUUACAGUUACAUUCAGCUGUUAGAUAAGCAGGAAAAAUAGGUUGCUGGCUAGUUCUACUCAUUUAUGUUAGCUUUAAUGCACAUUUUUAAAAGAACCACGGUCUUGUUUUAACUACCUGCUAGAUAUAAGUAAUACAGAGGUGCUGGCAUGCUUUACAGUACCUGAUCUGAUACAGUUCUUUUGUCUUGUACUAUUACAUAAAUCCAGUCAUGCACUUUUUCGUACACUACAAGGGGAUGUGUAAUAAUAUCCAUGCUUUUUUUUUUCUUAAACUAUUGCCAUAUUUUCAGUAAGUGUCUUUAAAAAAAUACACUUAGAUAAAAGUGGUCUGGUCAGUAUGAGGGCAUGAAUGCCAAACAAAGAGUAUUAGUGUUUAGUGUUAAUACAAAAGUGCCAACUUUGCACACAUUUUAAAAAAAAAAAAAAAAAAAAAAAAAAGAAAAUGUAGUUACUUAUUCACCAUAACCACAAUUGUAGUUUUUGGACUACAGUAAAAAUUACUGGGGAAGGAAAAGGGGUAAAGUGAAAUACAAAAUUCUUGGUGCUUUUUUCAAGUGCCAAGUAGUACUAGAAACAAUAGAGCAUCCUCAUUCCUUAUAUAAUACAUUAUGUGAAAGAAAAAACAGAGUUGUGUCAUGUGAAUCAGUGGAAACUCUUUUUUUGUUGAACAUGCAUAAUAUUUGGGGAUAUAAAUGCUGAUACUACUUGUCACAGAACAAAGAUGAAUAUAAUUUUGUGUGCUUCUUACUAUGGCCUGGAUUCUUUGUGGUGUUUAAAAAAAAAAAAAAAAGGAACAGGGAAAUAAUGUUGACUAUGUUGUUCUGUAAAGUUGUCUUUUUUUUUUUUUUUUUUUUUUUUUCUGCAAUGGAAAGUGCUGUAGUAUGAUUAAGGCAUGUUUUAUAGAAGCAAUCAAAAGAAAUUAAUGUCAGAAGCACUUAGCUCUGAAAACAUAUGCUGGACUUUUUAUUGGGUAACUUUCCCUUUGGAUAAAUGAGAGGCCAGAAAAAGGAUCUCUAGGUGUGUUAAUGUUUUGUGUUUCACCCACAUGGUUUGUCAGAAAAGAACUAAAGUCCAAGGAAUAGAGCAUGCAAGAGAGAUACCAUGGGCAGGAGCAGGAGAAGGAGCUAUCAAUUGAGAAAGACAGAAAGAAGGAGAGGCUGUCCUCUGAAUCUCUUUUUGUUUCCGGUGUUUACACAUGUUGCUUGAGCUGGUAAACCACACUGGCAGCCUGAGUUACCACAACAUACUGACUGAGUGGUGGUAUUUACUUAAGUUCAGCCUACAGCCAAAACCAUUAGGGUGUGUAGAGUUGUAGACUCUUUUCUUUACCAAAAAAAAAAAAAAAAAAAAAAAGCAAAAACAACGAAAAAGGAUAUUUCAGCAUACAAUAAAAUAUUUGUUCAUUGAGAAUGUGUUCCUUUUCUGUAUUUACUGACCCAGAAUAUUAUUAACCAAGAGUCAGAAAUGCUUCUUUUGCUUCAGCUUGUGGCUGUUUUGAUUUGCUGUGCAUUUUGAUCAUUCUUACCUUUAUGUCCACUUGAGUACUUACACUUGUUACACUUUCUAGAGGAACCUCUUAAUAUGGAUUUCCUCUUUUUUCACUCUUUAUGCAUUUCAGUACUCUUGUUUCCAAAAGUAGGAAUCAACAGCUAAUAAAUCAGUACUUCCAGCUGUAGAAAAGAAGAGAAAAAUCUUUCUAAAUGAAUUCUCACUAUGGUUCUGUGGGUUACAAGCCUCUGAUCAUUUUUUGAUUCUGUGCACUGAUGAAGCCCCAAAAACUUUAGUGGAUCCCACAGAAAACAUAAGGAAAUUUUACCUUCUGGUUUAACAAAAAAAAAAGUUUAUAGCAAAAGCUAACCAGUUUCACUGAGUGUUUUUCUUUCAUCUUUUUUAUUUUUCCUCAAAGUCUCUACUACUUUGCCUUGUUAAAUUGAGUAUAGUGGUCUGCUUUGCUUUGUGUUAUGUUGUGCAAACUCAGUGUGUUAGUGACAGAGGGAAAUUAGAACAGUAAAGGUGGAUUCUUCUCAAACACAUGGACCUUUGUAGUGUUAUCUGUACUGCACUCCCAUCCUUCCUCCCAAGCUACUAUGAACAAAGCAAGACAUAAGUCUAAAACCAAUACAACAAAAAUUAAAUGAUAUCUACAGGAGAAAAAAAAAACCACUAAAACACUGUUUUGAACUAUGUAUGAUACAAAUAAAUAUUGUUUUUAAUGAAAAACACAUUUGAGGUAUAUAAAUAAUUCCUCACUGAAUGAAUCACUGUUCUGCAUUCUUAUUUCACUCUGUUUCUGUUAGAGGUCAAAUGGUUUUGGUAAACUUGUUCGAAAACUUAAACAUCAUCAGUAGAUAAAUUCAGCAGAUGAAUUACAUAGGAAAAAUCUGUUUAUUACACAAAAUGAAACAGGACUUCAUAAAAAGCAAAGGAGCAUGGACAAACCUCCAAAAACUAUUACAAACUCCACAAUUCUACUUUUAUGGCAGCCUAAAUUUCAUUCAGAUUGUGCUUAAACCCUGUAGAAGAUACAGUCUCCAUGUAAGAGAAUUUUGUGAUGGACAGAAUAUCGCUCACUGUUAUUUAUAGGUGAAUCAAGUGCUUUUUCAGUGCUAGUGAUAUUAGAGUCAGAACAGUCUAGGUUUUAGGAGGGCACAAAACUUCCAUUGAAUUGAAUGGUAUUUUCCUCCUUCCUAUUUACCAAGCAUCUCUAUGAGAAUCUGUAUUUAUCAGAAAUGUUCCUGUGAUAGAAUUUGUAUUACUUGAAAUUUUCUGAACAAUGCUAAAAAAGGCCAGAUGGUAGAAUUUUGGUUUUACUGACAAAAUUAACACAACAGCUAGCAUUUCUAAGUGAUCUCAGCAGAGACGCACACUGUAAUCAGCUUAAAGACUGAACCUCUGAUUUGUCCAGCCCAGGGCAUGAGUAUAAUGGUGUGAUGACAAGACAAGUGUGCUGUUGCUUAUGCCAUCAUAACCUGUGGCUAUUCUCUCAGUUUUCAAGACUGUCAGUCUAACCCCUUUUACAAGAAUUAGGCUGAAUUUGAGGAAGGGGAGUUACACAGAGGCUCUUCAUUUUACAUGGAAUUGGUUCCUUGUUGUUUAGUUCCUAUAGUUAUUGCAGACAUGCUUUCCACAGUGUUUUACUGUUUUGUUCAUUCAAAGUAGUUGUAUGUUUCUGUAAAUAUCAAACAGGCUUUGUCCACUUUUACAAAAAAUAACUCUGCAUGCUGAAUCUCCUCUAGAAACAGAAUUACUUCUCUUGAGGUCUUUAAGCAUUUUUCUUUCUUUUGGAGAGCACUUUUUUUUUUUUUUUUCAGGAAAGCAUGCGAUGCCAGUUAAUCACUACGUAUCUUUUGAAAAACAGUGCUAAAAAAAUUGGAAGGAAAACAGCACAGUCAAAGCACAUGAAUUGGAACCAGGAACUGAGCAUUAAUACCACUAGUGGCCUCAUCUCACUGCUUAGUUUUUGGCAGAUCACAUAACUCACCUGUUUAUGUUUCACUCCAUUAAAACAUGGCUAAUACUAAUAUGAUCUUAGUCCAUAUGGGUGUUUCUAUGAGGACUAAUUAUUUAGUGUUCGUACGGAGCUAAUUUAAAUUUUAAAAAUUUCUGCACAUCUUACAGUAUUUAGCCAGUUUUUCUGAGCUGUAUCUUAAACAGAUACAUUUUGUUACAGCUGAGAUUUUAACUUUGCCUCUUAAACUGCAACUGGCUCCAUGGUGACACUUUAGUAAUGCACACAAAGUAUAAGCUCUCUGUCACUGAGUCACAACUGAACUUGAUAAAAUGUGGAAGGUAUAGAUUUAAAAGCCUGUAAUCGCUUACACAGUAGUCUGAAAGAUCUCUCAAAGGCUUUUCAUGACUAAGCUCAUAAAAUUUGUGUUUCUCAGAUACCUCACACAGCAGAAAUUGUGCACCAUAUUUGCUGUGAGUAAACUUCAGUAUAUUUCCUUCCUUCCUUCCUUCCUUCCUUCCUUCCUUCCGUUGUGGAAAUGAAAGUGUUUCAUUCCUUCCUUCCUUCUUUCCUUCCUUCUUUCCUUCCUUCCUUCCUUCCUUCCUUCCUUCCUUCCUUCCUUCCUUCCUUCCUUCCGUUGUGGAAAUGAAAGUGUUUCAUUCCUUCCUUUCCUUCCUUUCCUUCCAUCCUUUCCUUUCCUUCCUUUCUUCCUUCCUUCCUUCCUUCCUUCUUCCUUCCUUCCUUCCUUCCUUCCUUCCUUCCUUCCUUCCUUCCUUCCUUCCUUCCUUCCUUCCUUUGUGGAAAUGAAAUUGUACUUUCUCUGCCUGUUCCAGAAGUUUAUAAUUUCCCAUCACCUAUGUGUUUUCCAUUCUGUCCACAAAACAGGAACUGUUUAGGAAGAAGAGUCAACAGGUACUGAACAGUAAAGCAGAUGCCAGGGGAGGUCAGCACCUCUGUAGAUCCAGUAAAAUACAGUUAAUAGAAAGUGACUUCAAACACUUGAGGCAUACACUUGAGUUUUCCCUGAUUUUUAUUCUUCUCAGUUAACGCAGUUAAGGGUCUAGCAUAGCUAACUACAUGGGGUAGGAAUGUACCUAAGAAGACAAAGAGCUGUGUAAGUAUCUGGAAAACCCAGAAACAUAAUGAUACAGGGUUUGAUCUGUUCCAAAGAUAGGAACCACUUACAAGAAUAAGCUUUAGUUCCAGGAUAUUCUCUUUCAAUGAGUUUGGUAUUUUAAAAUCAAAUUACAUGGUUUGGACCUGCUUUUUGAUAGGAUUGUAAGAAAACAGGGCAUCUUUUCAGAAAUAUAUUUUUACUCAAAUUCUGCAGGACAUUUUCACAGCAUCAUUGAUGGCUGAGGAAGGAAUAACGGAGGGAAAGUGUUUGAUCUAGAAGUGCACACAUGCUCCUCUAAAUGUUACAUGCCAGUUAUGUGAACAGAAAUAUUAGCACUUCUUCUGUUUUUGUCACUUUUCUCUUUGGGUUGUAUUAACAGAAUUGUUCUUUUCUUAUUUCAAAAAAGCAGCAAAGGUGUCUGUAGUAAGGGCAAGGAGGCAGCAGGAGUUCUCUGCGAGGAGGAGAAGGUGAGUGGCAGACACAUGAUGGCAGCUGGUAUAUGUCAGUUCCUUUUUUUUUUUUUUUUUAAACUUAUGUCACUACUUUGCUGCUAUAGUAACUCAACAAAACAGUGACUCUAGUGCUACUUUUUGAGAUAAGCAUCAGCAUAGCCUGCUGUCGCCACAUGAUGAGCUGGGCUUUUUCCCCCUUCUGUACGGACAUAAAAGGAACUCUUUUCCAUACCCAUUUUUUCUUUAUGAACAGAGCAACAUGACACGAUGGACUGAACCUUUCACCCACACAUUUGCCCAAGUACGUGUCUGUUCUAGUCCCAUGGUUUCUGUCUCUUCUUGCCAAGCAGCAUUAUCACUGUCUUUAAAAUGGCUGGCAACAAAGGGAAGCAGCAACUUUUUUACAUGAGUAAGAUAUCUUGAGUCUGUAGUUAAGUAGUCUUUAUGUGGCUUGUUUUCCUCAGUCAAGCCAUGAUCUUGAAUAGCAACUUGAAUGACAACUUUGAUUUUGAUAUUGAUCAUGUAUAUCCCAAUACUGUUGCUGUUACAGCAUUGUUGGCACUGGCACUGAAAGGAAAACAGUUCUUGGCCACAAAGGGGUUAAAAAAUGGACAUGUUUUUGAUGAGUCCUCUGACUUUUGCCAGUAUUAUUGCUCAUUAUGAUGACACUGUAUUUUUUUUUUAAAUAGCAGCUGU